This is a messenger RNA of Myxocyprinus asiaticus (Chinese sucker), 4242 nucleotides long. RefSeq names its product AP-1 complex subunit beta-1-like. Gene Ontology annotation, biological process: vesicle-mediated transport; intracellular protein transport. Bases 124 to 3102 code for a protein of 992 amino acids. The transcript is spliced from 24 exons. Gene Ontology annotation, cellular component: clathrin adaptor complex; membrane coat. Gene Ontology annotation, molecular function: clathrin binding. NCBI's taxonomy places the organism in Eukaryota, Metazoa, Chordata, Actinopteri, Cypriniformes, Catostomidae. The record is from RefSeq and is a predicted model, not a curated record.
GGCUUAACUGUGCGCUCACAUAAAGCCUGAUUAAGAAGGUACUGAAGCUUUAGCUUGUUAGCAUUCAGCUAGUACAAGCACCGUCUCUACUUCUCUGUGAGCAGGUUCAUUCAUCCGGCAAAAAUGGAGUGGGCAAGUCAGCUAUGUGAGAACAGAGGCUUGGGAUCCAAGAUGACAGACUCCAAAUAUUUCACCACUACCAAGAAAGGGGAGAUCUUUGAGCUGAAGGCAGAGCUGAACAGUGAUAAGAAAGAGAAGAAGAAGGAGGCAGUAAAGAAGGUCAUUGCCUCUAUGACUGUGGGAAAAGAUGUCAGUGCCCUGUUUCCUGAUGUUGUGAACUGUAUGCAGACAGAUAAUUUGGAACUGAAGAAGCUGGUCUAUCUGUACUUAAUGAAUUAUGCCAAGAGCCAGCCAGACAUGGCCAUUAUGGCAGUCAACACCUUUGUUAAGGAUUGUGAGGAUCCAAACCCUCUGAUCCGUGCCCUGGCUGUGCGCACCAUGGGCUGCAUCCGUGUGGACAAGAUUACAGAAUAUCUGUGUGAGCCUCUGAGGAAGUGUUUGAAAGAUGAAGACCCCUACGUGAGGAAGACCGCUGCAGUUUGUGUCGCCAAGCUUCAUGAUAUCAACGCCCAGUUGGUAGAAGACCAGGGCUUCCUAGACACCCUGAAGGACCUGAUCUCGGACUCUAACCCCAUGGUGGUAGCAAACGCAGUGGCAGCUCUGUCUGAGAUAGCGGAGUCUCAUCCCAACAGCAACCUUUUGGACCUGAACCCUCAAACCAUUAACAAGCUCCUGACAGCCCUUAAUGAAUGCACAGAGUGGGGCCAGAUCUUCAUCCUCGACUGCUUGGCCAACUACACACCUCGUGAUGACCGCGAGUCACAAAGUAUUUGUGAACGUGUGACUCCACGACUGUCUCACGCUAACUCUGCUGUGGUGCUGUCUGCCGUGAAGGUUCUGAUGAAGUUUAUGGAGAUGCUUCCUAAAGAUCUGGACUAUUACGGCACUCUACUAAAGAAACUUUCUCCUCCCCUGGUCACACUGCUCUCAGCGGAGCCUGAACUGCAGUAUGUCGCCCUCAGGAACAUUAACCUCAUUGUACAGAAACGCCCUGAAAUCCUGAAGCAUGAGAUGAAGGUUUUCUUUGUGAAAUAUAAUGACCCAAUCUAUGUCAAACUGGAAAAGCUGGACAUCAUGAUCCGUCUGGCAUCUCAGGCCAACAUCGCUCAGGUACUGGCUGAGCUGAAGGAAUAUGCCACUGAGGUAGACGUAGACUUUGUGCGUAAAGCUGUACGAGCCAUCGGCCGCUGCGCAAUUAAAGUAGAGCAAUCAGCAGAACGUUGUGUCAGCACGCUGCUUGACCUUAUUCAGACUAAGGUCAAUUAUGUGGUGCAGGAAGCCAUCGUGGUCAUCAAGGACAUCUUCCGCAAGUACCCCAACAAAUAUGAGAGUGUGAUAGCCACUCUUUGUGAGAACCUGGAUUCUCUGGAUGAGCCUGAGGCACGGGCAGCCAUGAUCUGGAUAGUGGGAGAGUAUGCUGAGAGGAUUGACAAUGCUGAUGAGCUGCUGGAGAGCUUCCUGGAAGGCUUCCAUGAUGAGAGCACACAGGUGCAGCUGCAGUUGCUCACAGCCAUAGUAAAGCUGUUCCUGAAGAAGCCCACCGAGACCCAGGAACUGGUGCAACAAGUGCUUAGUCUCGCUACACAGGAUUCUGAUAAUCCUGACCUGCGUGAUCGCGGCUACAUCUACUGGCGUCUGCUCUCCACUGACCCUGUGGCGGCUAAAGAGGUAGUGCUGGCCGAGAAGCCUCUGAUCUCAGAGGAGACGGACCUGAUUGAGCCCACCCUUCUGGAGGAGCUCAUCUGCCACAUCGGUACACUGGCCUCUGUUUACCAUAAACCUCCCAGUGCCUUUGUGGAAGGCAGUCGUGGUGUUCAACACAAAAGACUCCCUGCACGUGCUGGCUCUGGUGAGAGUGCCGAAAUCCCUGAUAUUGGCCAAUCUGGACCUUCUGAAGCUCCAUCUGCUGUCAUCCCAUCACAGGGUGAUCUCCUUGGUGACCUGCUGAACCUGGAUCUGGCCCCGCCUACUGCCACUGUCCCUUCAGUUCAGCCCUCUAUGCAGAUGGGAGCCAUGGACCUACUGGGAGGAGGUCUGGAUAGUCUGAUGGGCGAUGAAUCAGAUACGCCGAGUGUAUCCCACAGGACAGAAGUACAGUCUCCUCAGCCAUCUUCUGAUUAUAGUGAGAGAGAGCUGGGAGACAUUGGUGGAAGUCCUUCGAUGGGUCCCGGUCUGGGGGCAGCCACAGCAGCCAUGCCUACUGCUCUCGGCGGCGCUCCUGCUGUCGGAGGUGGAUUGGGAGACCUCUUUGACCUUGGUGGGGGUGUUGGCAUGCCAACAGGAUCCUACGUUGCUCCUAAAAUUAUGUUGUUACCAGCCAUGAAGGCUAAAGGGCUGGAGAUUUCUGGAACGUUUGCCCGACGCAGUGGGGUUAUUCAGAUGGAUCUGUCUCUCACCAACAAAGCCAUGAGCGUUAUGACUGACUUUGCCAUUCAGUUCAACAGAAACAGUUUUGGUCUAGCCCCUGCUGGCCCUCUGCAGGUUCUCACUCCUCUGAGCCCCAAUCAGACCAUUGACAUCAGCCUGCCUCUCAGCACAAGUGGUCCAGUCAUGAAAAUGGAACCUCUCAACAAUCUGCAGGUAGCUGUCAAGAAUAACAUUGACGUGUUCUACUUCAGUUGCCAGUAUCCCCUCAGUCUGCUCUUUGUAGAGGACGGAAAGAUGGACCGUCAGGUGUUCCUGGCUACGUGGAAGGACAUUCCAAACGAGAAUGAGACACAGUUCCAAAUCAGAGACAUCCACCUCAACUCAGACGUGGCAAGCAACAAGCUGCAGGGCAGUAAUAUAUUCACCAUUGCCAAGAGAACAGUGGAUGGACAGGACAUGCUGUACCAGUCUGUCAAACUCACCAACGGCAUAUGGGUGCUGGCUGAAAUGUGUGUGCAGACCGGCAACCCCAAUUACACGCUGUCCAUAAAGUGCAGAGCUUCAGAGGUCUCGCAGUUUGUGUACCAGUGCUACGAGUUGGUGUUGAAAAACUGAAAAAAGGGGGAACAAAGAGGAGACUGCAGCCAGCUACUGGGCAUUGUUUGGGUGACUGAAAUGGAAUGAGUGGCACCCUAAACCUGAUUGGACCAGCUAGAAAGAGAACCCUUGUUGUCUUGCAUUUCCCUCAGACUGCUCUCAGCAUUGACUGAAUCCCAAAGAAUCAUUCUUUAUUAUUUUGACCAUUCCUAACACCACUCUUUAUCCCUCCUGUUUCCAUUCUCCUGUUAUAUCAAGUGUUAAAAAAACUGUCUCUCUCAGAAUUUAUGACAUCCUCCAAAAUAUAAAGAUAUUGUCUUUAUUACAAAUAUUUACAGGCAUUGUUCUCAGCUAAAUCCAUUGCUUGUAUGACUUGAUUCCUUCACUCUGUCAUGUUUACUUAAGUUUGAGUGGCUCUUGAGAGAAAACUUUCAACUCUGCUGUUUUAAAUUUAGUAUUCAUGAUCGGAGCAUGGGUCGCAUUGAGUUGUGUAAUCACACAGUUGUGUGAGUGCUUUAAAGUUAAAAUCUUGGUUUAAUUAUUUUCUUCCUUUUUAGUAAUGACCUGCUCACCUCUAUUUUUUCUCAGUAAUUUGGGUCUCCAUUUCUUUUAACGGAAUGCUGUAUUUAUUCAGUCAGAAGCACUACACAGUUGCUGAGAAGCAUUGAUUUCUUCAUGGGAUGAAUAUCAGUCACAGAUCACACUGAAAAGAUGCAUUUAAAGUCUGCAAAAGAACUUUACUGAACAUGUUACUUCUGUUUUUCUUUGUAACAGAGGAGUGAUUGAAAAGUCCAUGUGAUGUUUUUCUUUUAAACAAUAUUGGCAAGCUAAUCAAGAAAGAAAUCUAAGAUAAUCAACUUUUUUUCUGGACGAAUUCUCAAAUUAAAUACACAAUACAAACGCCAGACAAAACACUGCUGACUGAUACAUGUUAAAUUGCUGUGCGUGUUUAAGUUUCCUAAUAAUGUUGAUUUAUUGUUUUUCUUUUAAACAUAGUUUGUUCAUUGACCAUUUAUGUGAGUGUGUAUUGUAUUCUGUGGAUUUACUUGUAGUGAUGACCACAAGGAAAUGUCCAGCAUAGGAGAAAUCUGCUUUACUUUUUGUUGGAUUCUGCCAUGAAUACAUCAUCUGAUAUGGAAAUUAAAAAAGUAUAUUACC